AAGGAGGGGCAAGUCAAAACAAAUUUAGGUGGUAAUCAACAUUAUGCCACAAAUGCUUUCAAUUGAGCUCAAUUUGUAUUGAGCCCGGAAUAUUCCUUUUAAUUUUCUUGACGUAUGUCAAUGUGGUUUAAUUGUACCCAAGAGCAAUAACAAAAUAUGACGACACCGGAAAUUUAUUUUGGAGGACCGAAUCAUUUUUAUUCAAAAUUUUAUGCGGGCUUUCAACGGGGUUUUUGGAAGACAGUCAUAUUUGAGUAAUUUUACUAGCCCCUGUGACAACUCCCCCGUGUGACCAUUAGCUUGGUUAAUUUAUAUAUAUAUAUACAUAUAUAACAGACAUUUUAAGGGGGAAAACCCCAACAAACUGAUUUGUUGCCUGUACUGUGCGUGUGUGAAACUGUAAAGAGGUCGUCUGUUUCUCAUUUGACUAACACCCACAGCACACGGUACGCACGCUGCAGGGAUGACAGUAGUUUCUCUUUUCUCAGACAAAAAGCGGGUCUUUUGUCUGUCUGAAGCUGAUCUAAAGCGGAAACAGAAAACACUCCAAAACAGACAAAACGCUUGAACAACAUAUUUCAAGAAUAACUUGUAUAUGAUGUAAUACUUCCGCUCAAGUCUGGGUAACAGCAGGCACAAGUGAUCAAAAAGUAUUUUCAUGACCUUGGGAAUGAGCUCCAACUCAUCUUACAAUUGUGACUGGGUAUGCUGGAUCCAGUGGUGCAUGUAUGUGCCCAUUCUGGUUGCUGGUCUCCCUUUGAACCUUGCUGCUCUAUGGCAGCUUUACUUCCGUGUUCGGCGCAGGAGUGAAUCCACAGUUUACCUCACCAAUCUGAUAAUAAACGACAGCCUGCUGAUGCUCUCCCUGCCCUUUAAGAUACAUGCAUACAAAAAACACUGGACCCUCGGCCGUACCUUCUGCACUUUGCUGGAGAGCCUGCUCUAUGUCAACAUCUACGGCAGUAUCAUGCUGAGUGUAUGCAUCGCCGUGGACCGCUAUGUUGCUCUCCAGUUUCCAUUCGCUGCCCGCCGUUUGCGAUCUCCACGCAAGGCAGGGCUUGUGUGUGUGGUCAUUUGGAUGGUGGUCUUCGGAUGCAGCACCCCCAUCUACAAACUCCAUGACAACCCUGAAAACUCCACAAACACAUCUUACUGCUUUCAGCACUUCUCACAAAGCACCUGGAAAAAAAGUGGUAUUCUGGUUGCGAUGGAGACGGUGUUUUGCAGCAGCGCCAUGGUGAUGGUGUUCUGUUCUGUGCGCGUGGUGCAGAUCCUGCGUGAUCUGAGGGCACGCAACCCUGGCGAUGCCAAACUGCUUAACAACAAGAGUGUGAAGAUCGUACUCAGCAACCUCGUGGUCUUCCUCACAUGCUUCAUUCCUUACCACAUAGCGGCGCUGAUGUAUUUCCAUGCAAAGUCACAAAUUUGGAACACAAAGGCCAUCGAUCAGCUACGCUACUUCAUUCAUAUCAGUAUUUGUAUUAGUAAUGUGAAUUGCUUGGCAGAUGGCGCAUGUUACUAUUUCAUUCUUAAAGAGAACCUGCAUUCUGUACAGCGAGAGAGAAGAAUGGCUGUACAAGGAAGAGAGUUACGGAUACGAGAAUCAAAGACUCAUACAUUUAAAGAAAUGUGUAACUGUACAUUUAAAGCCACAGAGAAGAUGGAAAUAUGUGUGGACACUGGUUUUACAUAAAGACCUACUCAAAAACUCAGGGAGACAAUGUUAAGGAGAUUAAUCCUAUGGAUCAGUACUAUGGUAAUACAGCAAAGGAGGACAGUGAACUGUAAGGUACACAGACACAUACAGGUGGAUGGAGUGCAUACUCAGUAUGGGGCCUAUACACGUCACAUAUAUACAGCUCAGCUAGCUAAUUUUGGGGCUUCUGACAAAAAAUCAGAGCUAGUUGAAUAUAAUGACUGUUUGUGAAACUGAUAUGUCAGAUUUGCAAGCAAACAUUUUUGUUUCUCAUGGCUUAUGAAGUUAUGUAAAGCAGUAUGUUUUCAUCAGAAUGUGUUUGUAUGUGUAUGAUGCAUUUACACUUAAAAUUGUCCAAACUACAUGUGCUCAUUUGUGGUAUGCAACAUUUCAAGUGGAUUUUUACAGUGUGUUUAACUAGUGGUAAGACUGACUGAGUGAGAACUGUGAUUAGUUACAUUGGCUUUGUCCUGCUCAGUAUUUUUGUUGGCUAUUCAGACACCUGUGCUUGUCUUCGCUGUUGGUUAGAUCAUAUAGUACAAGGCUCUAAGUUUAGAAUUUGUUUAGGCUCAGCCAUUAAACAAACUCUCAUGUUCCUUAUCUUAACAGCAGAGGUCACCCUUUCUUAAAGGCCUUCCGUCUAAGAAAAGGCUGUUAGCCAACAAGAGGUUUAUAGGUCACAUAAACUGAGCACACAAAGCAGACAGUGUCCAUUUGAAAAUAAAUGUUUAGCUAUAAUGCUAUACUCCUACAAUUGUAUAAAAAAUGUAAAAGUAAAAAUAGUUUAUAAGAUUAAAGAUAUUAGCGGUUCCUGUUCGGCAGCAGAAGCAAUUAUAUCUUUUUUGUGUGUGGUGUGUAGAAUUGUGGUAUGAACUCAAUGGAGAGUGUCUAUGCGUGAGCAUAGGUUCCCCAAAUAAUCAAUCCAAAUCUACGCCGCUGUGUCUAUGUGUUUUUGGUGGCUAAUGCCUGAUUUAAAGCUGAAGUGUGUAACUUUUUCUGUUAAAAUACUUUCUCUUAUCCCAGCUUAAUAUGCAGAGACAACUGUAAGUUAGCCAUUUGUAGGUUAAUUUUCUCGAAAACUGUGAACACUGUAUCUGUGGUGCUAUAAAACAUUUCUCUGUUUGUUUUGAGGGACCCAUUUAUACCAACACAAUAACGCAACCAAUGGCGUGAGUUGGGGGUGGGACUAUCUGUUCGUUCGAUCAACAGCAGAUUCAGAAAGCUGUUUGAAAAACACUUUUAUUUUUGCAGUUCUGUUCAGUGGCAUUAGUGGUGCAAAAAUUGCACACUUCAGUUGUCAUGCUGAUAUACAGAACGUUAUAUAACAAAAAAUAGACCGUAUUCAGCAUAGCACCAUUUUUAAUUUUAGACGGGUAUGAAAACAAAGCUGUGAGGGAUAGACAUUACAGUCUCUUUAAUGGCAUGCAUUUUAUAAAGCUGUAUAAAGGUCCUUGAUCACUUCAAAUUUUCUUGUUGUUGUCUGGAGUUUUGUUGUUGUUGUCAUUGUUGUCUAGUGAAUUUUCUUCAGCCAAAUGAUCAAAAUCACUUUAAACAACAGUACAAGUCAUUGAAGAGAGACUAAGGUCAGAAACAUACUUUCGCAAGUACGCCUACGUAUACGCGAGCAUUUGGACGACACUGUUGCUGUCCAGUUUAACAUACGUAACGCGUUCUUGCGUUACUGUGGCGGUAACAAACCUCAGUACUCAAGGGGGUGAUAGAGUUGCCUUCAAAAUAUGUGCAGUUAACCUGGGUUUAUAAUUAUUUUUAAAAAGUUGCUAUAAAUAUAUUGACUUUAAAUUACUUGCUCAAUAGUAGACAGCAGUUGAUUUGAAAGAGUAAACUCAAUGUAGAAGCAGACACUUCACUCCAAUAUCACCUAUAGCGCCCCUUGUGGCAAUGUUGAAAAUCCAACAUGUACUUGCAUUAUGUUUUGUAUAUUAUGUUAUGUCUGACACAUUUCAGAACGCAACAAUGCACAAAUGUUGUGUAGAUACUUAUUACUCAUGCUUGCGUAGCAAGAAGCUUCUGCUUUCACAUACUUGCAUAGAGUAUGUAACAAUCUUAAAGGGUUAGUUCACCCAAAAAUGAAAAUUCUCUCUUCAUUUACUCAUCCCAAUGUCAUCCCAGAUGUGUAUGACUUUCUUUCUUCUGCAGAACACAAACAAAGAUUUACAGAAGAAUAUCUCAGCUCUGUAGGUUCAUACAAUGCAAGUGAAUAGUGGCCAGAACUUUAAAACCUAUACAAGCAGCAUAAAAGUAAUACAUAUGACUCCAGUGGUUAAAUCUAUGUCUUCAGAAGUGAUCUGAUAAGUGUGGGUGAGAAACAGAUCAAUAUUUAAAGGUGCACUUAUUAAUUUUACAUGAAUUGUAAUUUUGCAAUAUAUGUAGGAAAUCAUGAGCACUCACAUUAAAAUGAAGACUCCAGUCAUAUCAUUAACCUUAUAAAAACUGUUUUAUUCUACAUGGAGAGGGUCCGCACAUGGGGGCGGCCAUGUUAGAAUCACAUGACCAGCGGAAUACUACUCGCUUAAUUUCAGUAACAAUCCUGUUAUUGGACAGUUUCACUCAUUGAUUAAAUAUUCAUGGCUGACUGUGAAUACUACAUUUCUGCAGUGGCAUCUGAAACUGAAAACUAUUGCAUUUAAAUGAUGCUGCAUCCAAGCCACUAGUUUUCAGUGUAAGUCCAAGAUCACACAAAGACAAAAGUUACUGAGUGCACCUUUAAGUCCUUUUUUAAUAUAAUUCUCUACUUUCACUUUUACAUUCUUCUUCUUUUGUUUUUGGUGAUUUGCAUUCUUCAUGCAUGUUGCCACCUACUGGGCAGGGAGGAGAAUCUAUAGUUAAAAAUGACUUAUAUAUUGAUCUGUUUAUCACCCACACCUAUCAUAUUGCUUCUUAAGACAUGGAUUUAACCACUGGAGUUGUAUGGAUAACUUUUAUACUGCCUUUAUGUGCUUUUGGAGCUUCAACAUUUUGGUACCCAUUCAUUUGCAUUGUUAGGAACUUCAGAGCUGAAAUAUUUUUCUUUGUUCAUUGUUCAGCAGAAGAAAGAAAGUCAUACACAUCUGGGAUGGCAUGUGGGUUAGUAAAUGAUUAAAGAAUUGUCAUUUUUUGGGUGAACUAUCCUUUAAGUCUAUCCCUUACAGCCUCUUUUCAUUCCCAUCAAAAAUCAAAUAUUGAACAAGGUCAGUUGCUGGAACUGCAAAUAGUAGGUAUUUUAAACUAAAGGCUAUUUACUCAAAAUUCAUUAAAAUAAAUAAAUAAAUCUGAAAAAUCUCUUAACAGUAUUGUCCAAAGUUUUGGAACUGACACAGUGGGGUCCAACCAGAUGUGUUAGUGAUAUUGGUCAAUAUGGGCAAUCUCAAUAUGACCAGUAUUGGCCAUCUAUUACUAGUUUAAAGAUGUUCACAAUCUAUAGGCUACUUUUGAUAUUCCGUUGUCACUCUCUCCUCCUGUCUGUCUGUUUUAUAUUCAUCAUGUUAUUUAUUGCAAUAAAGACUUUGUGUUGCAACAUGUGCACCAUUUCAGAUGUAUUAAUUUCAUAUGUUCUUUUUCAACAAGUGC
Molecule: messenger RNA, 5263 nt
Organism: Myxocyprinus asiaticus (Chinese sucker)
Lineage: Eukaryota; Metazoa; Chordata; Actinopteri; Cypriniformes; Catostomidae
Product: lysophosphatidic acid receptor 6-like
Exons: 2
Coding region: 659-1693 (344 amino acids)
Biological process (GO): phospholipase C-activating G protein-coupled receptor signaling pathway; positive regulation of Rho protein signal transduction
Cellular component (GO): membrane
Molecular function (GO): bradykinin receptor activity
Source: RefSeq, a predicted model, not a curated record